Messenger RNA from Polistes dominula (European paper wasp), 2241 nucleotides. RefSeq names its product Armadillo repeat-containing protein gudu (gene gudu). Gene Ontology annotation, molecular function: protein binding. Lineage: Eukaryota; Metazoa; Arthropoda; Insecta; Hymenoptera; Vespidae. The record is from RefSeq and is a predicted model, not a curated record.
UACAUUUUUUAAAUAUAAAUUAAUUUUAAUGAAUAUUAUCUUCCGUAAUUAUGACAGAUUUGAACUCGAUCAAAUAUCAGAGGUAACAGAAAUUGAUCAACCAAAACCAUUAUUAUCGAUUGUCACCGGAGAACCCUUUGGUCCAAGAGUUCAUUAUGUCAGGGAAAAAGAGGAAGAUGAAAGUUCAGACGACGAACCAGAAUCAGAAGGAGACGACGAUAUGAGAUUUUUGAAAGAUGACGUGUCCGAUGUUUCCUCUGAAUUUUGGAUAAUGCAAAAGUUAAUCAAAUAUAUGAAAGCUGGAAAUCAAACUGCUACCACAAUAUCUUUGUGUCUACUUAAAGAUUACGAUCUUACAAGCAGAGUAAUUCAAAAAGCUAUUGAAAAAAUGGGAGGAUUGGAAAUUUUAGUUAAUCUUUUGGAAACUAAUGAUAUCAAAUGUCAAAAUGGAUCUUUGUCUGUGUUAAUUUUAAUAGUAACUUCAAGUGAAAUGCGUCGUGCUCUUAUUGAUUAUGGUAUUGUGACAUCGCUCAUUCAUUUACUUAAACAUCCUAUUAGAGACAUUCAAAUACUAGCUGCUGAAAUUAUGGCUGUUAUUGCACAAGUAAGAAAAGCUAGAAAACAAAUUAGAGUUCGUGGUGGUAUACCUCUAUUACUGGACAUUAUGGAUAUACCGGAUAAUAUUCUUCACCGUUCUUUUGACGAAUUAAAUAAUGUUCAAAAAGAGUUAAUCGCUGUUGCUAUAGGCGGUGCUAAAGUAUUAAACUCUAUAGCGGUGAGCCCAAAAAUAAAAGUAGAACUUCAAAAACAUGGAGUUGUUCUACUUAUGGCACGUUUUUUAAAGAGCCGUCACACUGAUUUAAUAAUUCCUAUCAUGGGAACAGUGCAGCAAUGUGCAGAUCUGACAGUGUGCAGAUUGGCUUUUGAACAAAUGGGUAUUAUUGCCGACAUUGUAUACCAUUUGAAAGAUGAAGAUAUGAAAUUGAAAGAAAAUUGUGCCUUAGCUAUAUUCAAAUGCGCAAUAAAUAAAACAACUAAUAAUAUGGUUAGAGAGGCUGGUGGUUUGGAUCCUUUAUGUAAACUCAUACAAUCUCAGGAUGUCUGCGCUAAUAAACGUUUAUUAGCUGCAGUAACGGGUGCUAUUUGGAAAUGUGCUGUAAGUCCGGAAAAUGUAACAAGAUUUAAUCAGAACAAUUUAAUAGCAUUUCUAGUUCCUCUUCUUCAAGAAAAUGAAGAUGAAGAUGUUUUAUCUAAUGUAGUCGGAGCAUUAGCUGAAUGUUGUAAGGAUCCCAUAAAUAGAGGAAUCUUAAGAACACAUGAUGGAUUACCUAAGUUAAUCAAAUUGCUGUGUUCUACUUAUGAACCGUUAUUAGAAAAUAUACCAUUGGUAUUAAAAGAAUGUGCAGAAGAUGAACAAUGCAUGGAUAUUAUUAAUGAUCCUGGACAUAAAUUAGAUGGUGUUAGAUUAUUAUGGUCUCUAUUAAAACAUCCAAGUGAUGUUAUCAAGACAAAUGCUUGUCUUGCUUUAGUUCCGUGCAUCAAAUACGCUAAAGAUUCUCCUGAAAUGGUGCGAGCUUUUGUAGGUGGAUUGGAACUUACAGUCAGUCUUUUGAAUAGUACCAAUCCUAAAGUACUAAGCGCUGUUUGUGCUACAAUAGCUCAAAUUGCAUUAGAUCCUGAAAAUCUUGGUAUUUUAACUGAUCAUGGAGUGGUGCCUAAAUUGGCUAGUCUUGCUAAGACAGUUAAUAAUAAUUUAACAAUAAGACUUGGAAAUUCUAAUUAUCAAUAUUUACAUAUUUUUAAUAUUUUCUUGUUUCUUUUUAAGGAAAAUGAGGAUCUUAGAACUAAUCUAACUUUAGCUAUCGCAUAUUGCUGUGAAUGGGGUAAGAAUAGUUCUGAGUUUGGUAAACUUAAUGCAGUUGCUCCUCUUGUCGGUUAUAUGAACAGUAAAAACAAAACUGUCCUCAAAGGAGUCUGUAUUGCAAUGUAUCAUUUAAGUAAAGACCCUAUGAACUGUGUAACCAUGCAUAGCUGUGGCAUUAUAAAGCACGUAUUACGAUUGGUCGGUUCGGAGGAUCCAGAAGUACAAAUAGCUGCUGCUAGUACGAUUCGACAUAUUAGAAAACUUGCAUUAACAGCUGAAAAAUUACACUUCAAAGACAUAAACUUACUUCAAGACACAGACUACCAAUCCUAAAGUCGAAUGAAGUUAAAGCAUAUUAAAACAUAAUUAAAGCAACU